CAUCAACCUUAUCGUCGGCGACCGCCUGGUUUUCAAUACUACGAUGAAAAAUCACAAAGACAUGCCCGACAUGCAUCCUCCAUGUCUCGUCGAUUGCGAUGACAUUCCGUCUGGGCACAAAGAAGAUGGACCUCGGCGACCACAGCCGACGACGACGCCACGGGAGGCGCAGAUCAAGCCCAUUCGCACGUCAUUCGGCGACGCCAAAAUGCAAACAAGAACCUCAAAGGGGAUAGGGUCGCACUUGGACCCGGGGCGUGGGAGCUGAAAAAGAAGGGAAGAGGAGGGUGACGGGACAACUUUAUUUUGACGUUCAUUGAGCUUCAUCGUGGCUUCUCUCUCCUGAGUGAAUAACCCGGGCCGAGUCAUCGAUACGAAUAUCACAUUUUUGAUAUUGCUCACUUGCGGCUCUCUCACACUCGGCUUCACUUGCUUGCUCCCGCAUCUGCAGUCAGCACCUUGUUUGUCUUGUACCGGCGCAUACAAGGAGAGCUGAGAGAUACAUCCCUACCUCUACUCAAGCCCACAUCAAUACAAACCUGCAUCGGAAGCAUUACGAAAACGGCGAUAUGGCGGCGGCGACGUUCAGAUCAGUCGUGUCGGGAUCGAUUUUUGGCGCAGCUCUGACCGCCGCUGGCGUCUAUUCGCCUUCGGUCAUCAUUGGACAGAUGCAGCUGAAAGACUUUCAUAUGUUGAAGGCCUUUCUUGCGGCAAGCGCAAGCAGUGCUAUCGCGAUCAUCCUAGCAAACAAAUACAACAUCUCAUCUUGCAAACCUCGCACACCCGCAACACUCAACCUGUUCAGUCCCUAUGAUGGAAACAUCGUCGGUGGCGCCCUCCUGGGAUUUGGCAUGUCGCUCACAGGCGCAUGUCCCGGCACUCUCAUCCCUCAACUCACGACAGGCGUCCCAUCCGGUCCUCGCGUCCUUUUCGGUGGCCUUGUGGGGGGUAUCCUUUACUCGCGUUUUGGUAAGCCUUUGCUAGGACAAGUACAGAACAGAGCCCUUUUAGAAAAUCCGACUGUCUUCCAAAGCCUUCAAAUUAAGCAGGGGAAUGCGACGGCUGUGUAUGAGGCGAUGUGUCUGGGCAUGAUAGGAACUCUGAUGCACUACUUCCCCGACAAAGUCGAUCUCCUCUCACUACCUGUAGUUGGCGGUCUACUCAUUGGAUUCAGCCAGGUAGCCAGCCUAUUAUUAACAGGCGGCACAUUGGGUAUCUCUUCCGCCUACGAGCACCUGGGAGACUUGUUCUGGUGGGCUGAAGAGUCUGUGCUCGAAGGCAGAAAAGGGCCAAGACCAAGUAUCAAGUCCACUGCCUUUGCAGCAGGAACUGUUUUAGGCAGUUGGGGAUUGUUCAGAUACCUCGAAUUGGAUACUUCAACUUCAGAUUUUGAGAUCGGUACUGCGAGAGCGAUCUUUGGGGGUGUGUUACUCACAUUCGGGUCGAGGCUCGCCGGUGGUUGUACAAGCGGACAUGGGAUCAGUGGCAUGUCUCAGCUGUCUAUUUCAAGCAUUAUUACAGUUGCUUCUAUGUUUGGAGGCGGGAUUGCGCUAACUGCUGUCAUUCAGUAGGAUUGGAAAGGCCGAGAUGAGGUAGGAUAAUGCUUUGGUGUGGAGUCCACGGGGUUUUGGGGUAUGGCGUAUGGCGUAUUCGUUGAGAUACCCCUUUGAUUUCUAGGAUGAUAUUACAUCAAUGCAAGUUUCAAGACAUUGACUUGAUCCCCCAAUUCAAUGAGUUCCGUACAUAAUGACAACUUCUGAAGACUGAUGACCUCGCUUUGGGUUCACGAAUACCGAAGCUCUGAAACAACUAGA
Cadophora gregata is the source of this 1814-nucleotide messenger RNA. RefSeq lists its product as uncharacterized. The transcript is spliced from 2 exons. NCBI's taxonomy places the organism in Eukaryota, Fungi, Ascomycota, Leotiomycetes, Helotiales, Ploettnerulaceae. Gene Ontology annotation, cellular component: plasma membrane. The record is from RefSeq and is a predicted model, not a curated record. The coding region runs from base 570 to 1571 and encodes 333 amino acids.